AUGAAUAGUAAUGGAAAAUCAAUUUAUUAAAAAUACUUAAUUUAAUCUAUAAAAAUAUGGGCAAUCCUAAAAAUCAGAAUAUUUUAAAUGAUUUUAUCAACCAAAAUUUUAAUAAUAAUAUACAAAAUGUUAAAUCUUCAUUAUUUAAAAUAUUUGAUAAUACCUGAAACAAAAAAUCAUUAAAAAUUGCAAGAAGUAUAUGCAUAAAAGAUAUUCCUGGUAAUCUUAGAAAAUCAAAAAGAUAGGAAAAAGAAAUAAUUAUGA
Messenger RNA from Paramecium sonneborni, 264 nucleotides. The record is from the annotation of a GenBank genome assembly. NCBI's taxonomy places the organism in Eukaryota, Ciliophora, Oligohymenophorea, Peniculida, Parameciidae.